CCGCACUCCCCGAAAUGGCCAAGGAAUACAUCCUCACUCUCUCACGCCCCGACUGGUCGGGCAUGUCCACGCCGUCACUGGCUUCCUGGUGCAACAUGAUUUCAACAUCGACUCACAGCAAUUCGGCGACCCUUCCAAGAAAUUUUUCAUGCGCGUGCAUUUCGCGGGCACUGAUGUCACCGAUCUGAAAGCUGCCUUCCAAGAGACGGCCGACGCAAUGAACAUGGAGUUCGAUCUCCGAACCGUCGCGAAAGACUCGAGUUCUCAUCAUGGUCUCGAAGGUUGGACACUGCCUCAACGAUCUUCUGUUCCGUCAACCCCAGCUAGGAAUGGACAUCCCUCUCAUUAUUUUCAAUCAUCCGGACUUCGCACCCCUCGCUGCGACAUACAGCAUCCCAUUCCACCACCUCCCUGUGACGGCAGCAACCAAGGCCGAGCAAGAUUGUGGACCUCGUCAAAGAGCACAAGAUCGAUCUCAUUGUAUUAGCUCGAUACAUGCAAGUCCUCUCACCGGCUCUGUAUACUGCAAUGUCUGGCAAGAUC
Amorphotheca resinae ATCC 22711 is the source of this 543-nucleotide messenger RNA. RefSeq lists its product as hypothetical. Lineage: Eukaryota; Fungi; Ascomycota; Leotiomycetes; Helotiales; Amorphothecaceae. The transcript has a single exon. The annotation marks the transcript as partial. The record is from RefSeq and is a predicted model, not a curated record.